Drosophila yakuba is the source of this 3413-nucleotide messenger RNA. It is a transcript of the gene Socs36E, whose product is annotated as pneumococcal serine-rich repeat protein. Bases 426 to 2258 code for a protein of 610 amino acids. The record is from RefSeq and is a predicted model, not a curated record. The transcript is spliced from 4 exons. Gene Ontology annotation, biological process: intracellular signal transduction; phosphatidylinositol phosphate biosynthetic process. NCBI's taxonomy places the organism in Eukaryota, Metazoa, Arthropoda, Insecta, Diptera, Drosophilidae. Gene Ontology annotation, molecular function: 1-phosphatidylinositol-3-kinase regulator activity. Gene Ontology annotation, cellular component: phosphatidylinositol 3-kinase complex.
GCAGUCACACUGGAGAAGCGGAACGAAGCGGACGCAGAGCGAAAGAUACAGAUACUUUUCGGGGAAGCGAUACUUCUUCGUAUUCGUGCGUGGUUUCGUUUCGUCGAGAGAAAUUGCACAAGUUAGUGGAAAGAAGUGCACACUGUCGAGUGGAAUGCGUGCAGUGCCAUCGCAGAUCGAAAAGUGCAAUUAGUGUUCGCGAGUGAGUGUGUCUGUGUCACCCGACGAAAGAGAUAACGUGAAAUAACGUGAAAUACAUACCUUCUGAAGCAAAACUAAAAUAUGCUUAAACUACGGUUUAGCCAAAUUGCCAACUAGCCAAAAGUAACGAGCACACCGAACCCAAAAAAGAGCCAGCAGAUCGAAAUAGAGAAAGCCACCAGAAGUCCACGCAAACAAGGACUUUGCCCCAUCUCGAGCUUCCAAUGGGUCAUCACCUUAGCAAGUUCUCAGCACGCGCCAAUAGCCAGGAAAAGAGUGAUCCGCCCGCCAGCUCGAGCACCAGGCAAUCUGCAGCACUAGUAGAGACGAUCGGACUGGACGAGGAGGAGCUGCAGGUGGAAGAGAUCCUCACGGAGGCCACAGCCGCUACAUCGCCGGCGGAAGUACGUCAGAUCAUCAUCAAAAUCCAGCUGGCCAAAAUGGAGAAUGGCAAUUCGGUAGCCGCCGCCGGUGGUCAGGUGGAAAUGUUGGCGGAGCAGGAGGAGCAGCAGCGCCACUGCGAAGGUGGUGCCAUCGACGCCGCCUCCCUGUCUGCGGACUCGCUGAAUGCAAAUGGCCAGAUUGUGAAUGUGACGCUGGAGGGCGGCCAUGGGGAAGUGGGCGUGGUGACAAAUCGAACUGCUGGCAGUUCGGCGGAAGCGCCAAAAACCGAGCGACAGCCCGUGAAUAACAACAAUUUAGCGGGAAGCGUCGGCGCUGCGAUAAGUACGUUACAACUGCACGACGGCCACGGCGACGUCGCCGACGAUGACGACCUGGAUGAGUCGCUGCUGCGUCGGCGUCGCAGUAACAGUCGCAGCAACAGCCGCAGCAACAUCCACCACAACCACGAGGCCGAAGUCGUCGAGUAUUGCGAAGUGCUCGAGUCGCUGCCAGUCAGCAAUAUGUUGUCGGCGGGAACGCAACACAGCAGCAAGCAAGUUUCCAGAAGCAAUAAUAGCAACAGUUGCUGCCGCAGUCGCAGCAGUAAAGCACUAUCAAUGGGCGCAGCAACAUCCUCCGCCUCCGGAUCCGCAUCCACAUCCACAUCCACGUCCGCAUCCACGAAGCGGCGGUGCUGCAAGUGCAAGUGCCGCGACGCCUUCCGAGGAUUGAGGGACAUGCUGCCGAGCAGCAGUUCCGUGGGCAAUAAGAAGGAUGCCGGUGGUGCGGUGGCGACGGCUCCGAGGAAAUCCCGGCCGGCAGACCGCCGCUCCACACCGCCCACGCUGGGCACAUCGUAUGGGAGUUCCCAGCACCGUAUGCAGAGUCAGAGGAAGCGCAAUUCCGUCGCCGUUCCGGACGCGAGCCAUCACCAUCAUCAGGUCAUCAUUCGGAUUACAUCGCCGCGCUUCGUAGUUGAGUCGCCCAACGGCGGCCGUGUAACUGUGGUAACCGAGCCCGCUCCCCAUUCGCCCCAGACUCCGCCUCAGCCACGCCCCCUGGCCUCGGUCGCCCCCGCCGUAGUGGCAGGCGGCCAUGCCGGAAUCGGAGCCCGCAACAUGACCGUGCACUCGCAAAUCGACUUCAUGCACUGCCUGGUUCCCGAUCUGGAGAAGAUCACGAACAGCAGCUUCUACUGGGGCAAGAUGGACCGCUACGAGGCGGAGCACCUGCUCGAAGGCAAGCCGGAGGGCACGUUCCUGCUGCGCGACUCCGCCCAGGAGGAGUUCCUCUUCUCGGUCACAUUCCGCAAGUACGGCAGGUCACUGCACGCCCGCAUCGAGCAGAGCGGUCACAAGUUCAGCUUCGACUGCCACGAUCCGUGUGUGUUCACGGCGCCCACGGUGACAGGACUUUUGGAGCACUACAAGGACCCCGCCUGCGUGAUGUUCUUCGAGCCCUGCCUGACGAUACCCCUCCACAGAAGGCAGACCUUCUCCCUGCAGCAGCUGUCCCGGGCGACCAUUGUGUCCAACACCAGCUACGAUGGGAUCAACCAGAUGGAGCUGCCUGGUCGGCUGAAGAGCUACCUCAAGGAGUACCACUACAAGCAGAAGCUGCGCGUCAAGCCCAUCGACCAGAACACCCCGGUGCCGUACUAUGGCGAUGUAUAGCGGGAGGAGCAGCAGGUGGGCGUGGGCUUCACCUACUACGAGGACGUGGAGAGCGGCAGCGAGGUGGACGAGGACGACGACGAGGGGGUCAACAUCCGGGUCUCCUAUGUGCAGCACGCCGAGGUGGUGGCCCAACUGCAGCAGGUCACCACAGCGUCGGCUCCGUCAGCUCCAUCGGCUGCCACUUCCUCCAGAUCCUCCAAUCUUCAGGAGCACCUCAGCAGGCUGCCCAACCGCAUGGCAGCCGCCUUCGGCCGGAUGUCGGCCAAUCUGAAUUGCUACCAGAAGACGGUCUCCACGCCGGAGCGCCACUCCUCCUCCUGAAGGACAGAAAGCAGCCGGAGGGGGGGACCCAUCCCAGAAACCAAAACUCAACCUGAGACAAUCCCAGUGCAGCGUGUGCCGCCACCAUAAGUUUAAAGAACAAACGGAAAGCAAAAGCUACAGAAGCAUGAGAACACAACAAAAUCGCAAGCUCGCUACAAGACUGUCAUGGAUCAAAAACCAAAUGUGUACCAUAUCUCAUAGAUAAGAAUGUAACUCGGAGAGAUUUUUGGGUUGUGGCAUUCUUGGGAGCGAGAGCGAGCCGGCGGAAUGUAGAAUCAAAAUCGCAGAUAGCUAAUUGUACUAUAAACUAAGUAUUAUUACCUAAAGCAAACCAUCUCCUACAGACAUAAGUAUUGCAAAAAGAAAGGCCAAUCGGGCUUUUCGUAUUCGCUGGUAUUCUUGUAAUAUUUCGAUGUAUUUAUUUGAAGUAUGGAAUCUAAAUUAUGUGUUACUGUUACGUGUAAAUAUGAGAUACAAAUACAGCUUAGUUAGUGUAAAACUCUCUCAUUAGCCAAAUUUCCAAAUGUAAUUUUCACCUAUUUAUAAAUAUAUUUUAUUUAUUUAUUCGAAGUGACUUCGUUCCCAAGCGAGUGCUUUGUUUUUACAAAACUGUCAGUUGUACGCGUGUAGAGUAUUUGUAAAUAUUACCGAUUUUCGCAUAAGCCGUAGCUAUAUUAAAUAUAAUGAAUUAUAAAUCGUGUAUUCCUAACUAGGUGGUUGCUGUUAUUCGUAAACAUUCAAUAAGCAGUUGUUUCCCAACCUAUUUAAUGUAUUUUACAUAUCCAAAAUGUUGAUGAGCAUGAGUAUCAAUAUUUAAAAACAAAAUCG